This is a messenger RNA of Coregonus clupeaformis (lake whitefish), 1171 nucleotides long. RefSeq names its product receptor-type tyrosine-protein phosphatase S-like. Bases 479 to 1171 code for a protein of 230 amino acids. Lineage: Eukaryota; Metazoa; Chordata; Actinopteri; Salmoniformes; Salmonidae. Gene Ontology annotation, biological process: synapse organization; homophilic cell-cell adhesion. Gene Ontology annotation, molecular function: axon guidance receptor activity. The transcript has 7 exons. Gene Ontology annotation, cellular component: neuronal cell body; axon; plasma membrane. The record is from RefSeq and is a predicted model, not a curated record.
GAUAGAUAGAUGGAGGGAGGGAGGAAGGAAAGGUGAGGAGGAAGACGGGGAGUAUCAAUGACAUCAACCAGCAGUGUCUAAAGCUACCCGACCAGAGAUGGUCCCCUGACACACGAGCGCAGAGUAGUGGUCCUGCAGGGCUUCUGAGGAGGCGAGAGGAAAGCCGAGGACUCAGGCGAUGCUUGCGUUUCCUGCCGAAAAGUAAAACCUUUUAGAGGAGCUCAGCUGUCAAAUGGGAUUGUUAUUUCUAUCGGGGGUGCUGCCAGCUGCAAGUCCAUCCACAUGAAUUUAUCCGACAAAAAUAAGACUGAGCACUCACUUUCUCCAUAAAGGUCCACUGGAUGGUCACACUGAGGAUUCCACAGAGCAGGCCAUGAUGCCUCAGCCAGGGCUGUAGAGAACACCCAGAGAGUCCCAAGCCCUGUUGAGGGAAGUUUCCCCCCAUCCCCCACCUCCAUCCCCAGUCACAGGAGGUACCAUGGUUCCCCCCAGACCCAGUGGAACCAUAGCCAAGUCCAGGGCGACUCGUCCUGGGUACGGCCUCUGCCUCUACCCCCCCUGUCUGCUGCUGCCACUGCUGCUGCUCACGUCCCUGCCCAACCUCUCUGAGGCCGUGGCGGCACCCAAGUUUACCAAGAUCCCCGGGGACCAGAUUGGGGUAUCGGGGGGCGUGGCCUCGUUCGUGUGCCAAGCGUCAGGUGACCCCAAGCCCAUGGUCAACUGGAACAAGAAGGGCAAGAAGGUCAACUCCCAACGCAUAGAGACGAUAGAGUUUGAUGAUGGAGCGGGGGCCGUGCUGAGGAUCCAGCCUCUCAGGGCCCCCCGAGAUGAGAACGUCUAUGAGUGUGUAGCCCGCAACAGUGAGGGAGAUGUGGCCACCACUGCCAAGCUGGCCAUCAUACGGGAGGACCUGUUGCCGUUUGGUUUCCCCAGCAUUGACAUGGGUCCUCAGCUGAAGGUGGUGGAGAGGACCAGGACUGCCACCAUGCUUUGUGCUGCCAGCGGCAUCCCUGACCCAGAGAUCUCCUGGUUCAAAGACUUCCUCCCUAUAGAACCCAGCUCCAGCCAGGGACGCAUUAAACAGCUGCGCUCAGGUAAGACAAUUGGGAAUGAGAGAGAGAGAGCGAGAGAGAGACAGAGAAAAACUAUACAUAGUACGGCCAACCUGUGA